AUGGACUUGGACAUAGACAUGGACAUCCCCCUCCCCGAAGAGCUUGAAUUACUGGAAUCAGAUUCUCAUCUCCACGAACAAGAUGAACACCAAGAUCUAGAUCAAGACCAAGACGAUUACCACCCAGACGUCGAUCAAACUGAACCCCAACCCGAACAACCUCCAGAUCUCGCGUUUCCUUUGGAACCCGAAACCAACGGUCUCAAGCGUUCGCGUUCGAGUUCGGAUUCGGAUUUGGAUUCUCCCGAUGAGGAGAAAAGGUUUAGGGUUAGGGUUGAGGAUUCCUCCGCCGCUGAUGAGGACUGGCUACGUUACUCGCCUCCUCCUCCUCCUCCGGUGGAAGAAGUGAGGUCUGUGAAGGAAACGAUGUUGUCAAGGUACGCGUCGAAGAUUGACGGGGAGUGUAUGCCGGUCACCGCGCCCAGUGGUGAUAGGGUUUAUGUCAAGCUGAAUCGGUUCCAAGGAGAGGAGCGUGUAAGGAAGCUCGAUUGUAAAGGAUAUUCUGCUGAUCUUAGUUUAGAACCGAUUAGUAUUCUAUUUGAAAAAUUGGAGCAAGAGGCUUUGGCUAAGGCCUUGGAAGCUAGUUCUGAAUGCCAAAGUGUUGUAGAUGUUCCCGAAACACGAUUGGUUAAUGGGCAACUUUGGGUAGAUAAAUAUGCUCCGAAAUCAUUUACUGAGCUUCUUAGUGAUGAACAGACAAAUCGUGAGGUACUCUUGUGGUUGAAACAAUGGGAUUCUGUUGUGUUUGGAUCUGAAAUUCGAAGGACAUCAGAUGAUGUUUUUUCUGCUUUGAAACGACAUUCUUCUAUUGCCCAAAAUCAGAAGCCUUUUUAUUCAAAGUUUCCAAGGAUAAACAGAGGACCCAAAUGGAGUAGUGGGAGGUAUAUAAAUUCGAAAAGUAUGGAUGAGAGUGGUAAUUCAAAGAGUGUUCAGGAUACAUGGAAUAUGAAGUCAAGGAAUACUGGUCCACCAGAAGAGAAGAUCCUUCUUCUCUGUGGACCACCAGGGCUUGGAAAGACAACACUUGCCCAUGUAGCAGCUAGGCAUUGUGGAUAUCAUGUGGUGGAGGUUAAUGCCAGUAAUGAUCGUUCUACAUCAACAAUUGAAGCCAAAAUUCUUGAUGUGGUUCAGAUGAACUCUGUCUUGUCUGAUUCAAAACCAAAGUGUCUGGUGGUGGAUGAAAUUGAUGGAGCCCUUGGUGAUGGCAAGGGUGCUGUGGAGGUUCUUUUAAAGAUGAUUUCUGCGGAAAAGAAGCCUGAUGCAGGGAAGCAAAGUUUGGACAAGGGACAGUUGGGAAGGAAGUCAUCAAAGAAGGGGCAGAAAACAGCGUCACUGUUAAGACCCGUGAUUUGUAUAUGUAAUGACCUAUAUGCACCUGCCUUAAGACCAUUACGUCAAGUAGCCAAGGUUCAUAUAUUUGUUCAACCAACAGUUUGUCGUGUGGUUAACAGGCUGAAAUAUAUAUGUAACAAGGAGGGUAUGAAAGCCAGUGCCAUUGCACUCACUGCUCUAGCAGAAUAUACAGAAUGUGAUAUACGCUCAUGCUUGAACACUCUCCAAUUUCUCUCCAAGAAGAAAGAAACCCUCAAUGUGUUUGAUAUUGCCUCUCAAGUAGUUGGCCAGAAGGACAUGUCAAAGAAUCUUCUAGACAUCUGGAAAGAACUUUUCCAAAGGAAAAGAACGAAGAUGGAAAGAAAAUCUCAUGGAAGCAAGUCCUUUGAAUUUGACUCCUUGUACUCCCUUAUAUCGAAUCGUGGUGAUUGUGACUCGAUUCUGGAUGGAAUUCAUGAAAAUAUUUUGCAGCUCAAUUAUCAUGACCCACUGAUGCAUAAAACUGCCAAGUGCUUCGAUAGUCUUGGAGUUUACGAUCUAAUGCAUCAAUAUAUAAUGCGUACACAGAAAAUGCCUCUUCGUGUUUAUUUCCCCUCCAUAGCAAUUACUGUACAUCAUAUAGUAGCUCAAGUUCAGAAGCCGAAUAUUGAAUGGCCAAAGUCAUAUCAAAGGUAUCGGACAAUGAUGAUAGAAAAGAUGGACAUUUUGAAUACUUGGCGUUACAAAAUCCCACCGCAUAUUGCUAGGCACUUAUCAGCUAAUUCCUUUGUUGAAGAUUUAAUUUCUCCUUUGUUACACAUUCUCUCCCCACCAACUAUAAGACCGCCUGCAGCAAGUAUUUCUACAUGGGAUGAUGUGUCUCAGAAGUUCUUUGCUGAGUUAUUCUCGAUGGAGAGGUACAACCAGAUGGUGAAUGAUAUCACCAAUUUCACCCAGCUACAAGGUGAAACUAUGUGUGGAGCAUGGAACAGAUUCAAGGAUUUAAUGAGGAGGUGUCUUCAAUAUAACCUGACUACUGGCAAUCAGGUGGCAAACCUGACCUCAAGACUUGAUAAGAUGCAGCUUGCUGGUGUUCAGACAAAAGCUGCUGCUGUGAAUGGCAUCUGGUAUAAUCAAAGACCCCAACAACAAAAUGUUCAAAGAGGUCAGAAUUUUGCUUCUGGAGGUAAUAAUUAUCAACGGAAAAUCCAAGGCACGGGUCUUGAUUACAAUUCAAACAACUACUUACGGCCUCCACCAGUCCAAGCUAAGGAGCCUUCUGAUUUGGAGAGGAAGAAAAAUGUAGCGGUUGAGGUUCUUGAAAAAGCAGAGGAUUACAAAGAAGAUGAUACCUCAAAAGUGGAACUGAAGGCGCUUCCUCAAACUCUGAAAGAUGAUGUCAAAGAGGUGAAGAGGUCUCAAAGGAGGCGUAAUCCUACAAAGUAG
Gastrolobium bilobum is the source of this 2757-nucleotide messenger RNA. RefSeq lists its product as uncharacterized. Gene Ontology annotation, molecular function: ATP binding; ATP hydrolysis activity. The transcript is spliced from 22 exons. The coding region runs from base 1 to 2757 and encodes 918 amino acids. The record is from RefSeq and is a predicted model, not a curated record. NCBI's taxonomy places the organism in Eukaryota, Viridiplantae, Streptophyta, Magnoliopsida, Fabales, Fabaceae.